GGUAUUUUGCGGCCGCAGCGCUGGCGGUGCUUUCAGUUACGUUUCGACGGCCAACGCGUCGAGUGCUCUGCUUGCUGAGAGAAAACAAAGAAAAUAGAGACAGUAGAAGUGGUUCCUCUUCUUACUCGCAUUCUCUCGCGCUCUCUUCACCGUCUGUGUUAACGGUCGUGGCGCGUCGUGUGCGUGUGUGUUAGUGUGCCAGUUAAACAAUGAGAAAUUGAUUCACACACCAAAACAGCCAGCAAAAACACCAGACGAACAGUGUUAAUCAAAAUACAAUAAUUUGUGCAAUCACGAGCAACGAAAACAAACUGAAAUUUUUUAAACAUUUUUUUCGUGUGCAACCGUAAACAAACCAAAGAAGUUAAAACGAGAACAUUUUGCGAGCGGAAAACCUAGAAAACAACUACAACUGCAACAACCAGCGAUAAAAAUGGGUGAACUGCCGCUAAAUUCAGUCGGCGUCAUUUUGGCGCUGUUCUUCCUCUGCAGCUGCUCUUUAAUAGAUCUGACCCGUGCGCAGUCUCCCAUCCUGGAGAUUUAUCCCAAACAAGAAGUCCAGCGCAAGCCAGUGGGCAAACCCCUGAUCCUCACCUGCCGACCCACAGUUCCCGAGCAGUCCCUGGUCGCCGAUCUGCAAUGGAAGGACAACCGGAACAACACCAUUCUGCCCAAGCCGAAUGGACGCAACCAGCCGCCGAUGUACACGGAAACGCUGCCCGGUGAAAGUUUGGCCCUGAUGAUUACGUCGCUCUCGGUGGAAAUGGGCGGCAAGUACUACUGCACCGCCUCCUAUGCAAAUACGGAGAUCCUCGAGAAGGGCGUCACAAUUAAAACUUACGUGGCCAUUACCUGGACAAAUGCCCCGGAGAAUCAGUACCCCACUCUUGGCCAAGACUAUGUGGUAAUGUGCGAGGUUAAAGCCGAUCCGAAUCCCACAAUUGACUGGCUGCGCAACGGAGACCCGAUCCGCACGACCAACGACAAGUAUGUGGUGCAGACCAAUGGCCUGCUCAUCCGAAAUGUCCAGGAAAGUGACGAAGGUAUCUACACGUGCCGUGCGGCCGUCAUCGAAACUGGUGAGCUAUUGGAACGCACCAUUCGCGUGGAGGUCUUCAUUCAGCCGGUGAUCGUGUCGCUGCCCACCAAUCUGGAGGCCGUCGAGGGCAAACCCUUUGCAGCCAACUGCACAGCCACAGGCAAGCCAGUUCCGGAGAUUAGCUGGAUUCGCGAUGCCACACAACUGAACGUGGCGACCGCCGAUCGCUUCCAAGUGAAUCCCCAAACUGGCCUGGUUACCAUUAGCUCCGUUAGCCAGGAGGAUUACGGCACAUACACAUGCUUGGCUAAGAAUAAGGCCGGCGUAGUGGAUCAGAAGACCAAGCUGAAUGUUUUGGUGCGUCCCCAGAUCUAUGAGUUGUACAAUGUGACCGGGGCCAGGACCAAGGAGAUUGCCAUAACCUGCCGUGCCAAGGGACGUCCGGCACCGGCGAUUACCUUCCGUCGUUGGGGAACCCAGGAGGAGUACACAAACGGGCAGCAGGAUGACGAUCCCCGCAUCAUUUUGGAGCCAAAUUUCGAUGAGGAACGCGGCGAGAGCACCGGCACCCUUCGCAUCGCCAAUGCCGAGCGUUCCGACGAUGGUCUUUACCAGUGUAUUGCCCGGAACAAGGGAGCCGAUGCCUACAAGACCGGACACAUUACCGUUGAAUUUGCUCCGGACUUUAGCCACAUGAAGGAUCUGCCGCCGGUUUUCUCGUGGGAGCAGCGCAAGGCGAACCUCAGCUGCCUGGCCAUGGGCAUCCCGAAUGCCACAAUCGAAUGGCACUGGAAUGGUCGCAAGAUCAAGGAUCUGUACGACACCAAUUUGAAGAUUGUUGGCUCUGGACCCCGCAGCGAUUUGAUUGUGCAUCCGGUAACGAGGCAGUAUUACUCAGGAUACAAGUGCAUUGCGACCAACAUCCAUGGAACCGCCGAGCAUGAUAUGCAACUGAAGGAGGCACGUGUGCCUGAUUUUGUGUCCGAAGCACGGCCCAGUCAACUGACCGCCACCACAAUGACCUUUGAAAUUCGCGGUCCAUCAACCGAACUGGGCCUGCCCAUACUGGCGUACAGUGUGCAGUACAAGGAGGCCCUAAAUCCGGACUGGUCAACGGCCUACAACCGCAGCUGGUCACCCGAUUCGCCGUACAUUGUUGAGGGACUGCGACCACAGACGGAGUACAGCUUCCGAUUCGCCGCCCGCAACCAGGUGGGAUUGGGAAAUUGGGGCGUCAAUCAGCAGCAGUCGACACCACGUCGAUCGGCUCCCGAGGAGCCCAAGCCACUGCAUAAUCCCGUCCAGCACGACAAAGAGGAACCGGUGGUCGUGUCGCCCUAUUCCGAUCAUUUUGAGCUGCGCUGGGGCGUGCCCGCCGACAAUGGAGAGCCUAUUGAUAAAUACCAGAUCAAAUACUGUCCGGGCGUUAAGAUCAGCGGCACCUGGACGGAACUGGAGAACUCCUGCAACACCGUUGAGGUGAUGGAGACCACAUCCUUCGAGAUGACCCAGCUGGUGGGCAACACCUACUAUCGCAUCGAAUUGAAGGCGCACAACGCCAUCGGCUAUUCCUCUCCUGCUUCCAUUAUCAUGAAGACGACACGAGGAAUUGACGUCAUCCAGGUGGCUGAGCGACAGGUCUUCUCCUCGGCGGCCAUCGUAGGCAUCGCACUCGGCGGAGUCCUCCUCCUCCUGUUCGUGGUCGACCUCCUCUGCUGCAUCACCGUCCACAUGGGCGUCAUGGCCACCAUGUGCCGCAAGGCCAAGCGAUCGCCCUCUGAGAUCGACGACGAGGCCAAGCUGGGCAGUCUUUACGGUUGGCGUUUUCCGCUACCUUAUUGCAGUGGCCAGCUGGUAAAGGAGCCACCGCCGUCGCCGUUGCCACUGCCGCCGCCCGUCAAACUGGGCGGUUCGCCCAUGAGCACGCCAUUGGACGAAAAGGAGCCGCUACGCACGCCAACAGGCAGCAUCAAACAGAACUCGACCAUCGAGUUCGACGGUCGAUUUGUGCACUCACGCAGUGGCGAGAUAAUCGGAAAGAAUUCGGCGGUGUAAGGAGGGUAUCCACAGCGCCUGGUAUCCACAGCUCCAGAGUCCGAGUAAUGUGCACAAAACAGAGGAAAAAGAGGCGGGAA
Drosophila erecta is the source of this 3174-nucleotide messenger RNA. RefSeq names its product fasciclin-2 (gene Fas2). NCBI's taxonomy places the organism in Eukaryota, Metazoa, Arthropoda, Insecta, Diptera, Drosophilidae. Gene Ontology annotation, molecular function: protein binding. The transcript is spliced from 10 exons. Bases 434 to 3094 code for a protein of 886 amino acids. Gene Ontology annotation, cellular component: neuron projection; membrane. Gene Ontology annotation, biological process: cell-cell adhesion. The record is from RefSeq and is a predicted model, not a curated record.